Messenger RNA from Triticum aestivum (bread wheat), 2192 nucleotides. RefSeq lists its product as uncharacterized. NCBI's taxonomy places the organism in Eukaryota, Viridiplantae, Streptophyta, Magnoliopsida, Poales, Poaceae. The record is from RefSeq and is a predicted model, not a curated record. The transcript is spliced from 4 exons. Bases 591 to 1874 code for a protein of 427 amino acids. Gene Ontology annotation, molecular function: rRNA N-glycosylase activity. Gene Ontology annotation, biological process: negative regulation of translation.
GCCCCUUCCCCUUCGCCGACCGCCCGCUUCCCCGACCGCCUCCUUCACCUUCGCCGACCGCCGACCGCCCUCGUCCCCUUCCCCACCGCCUCCUUCGCCGACCGCCGACCGCCGACCGCCGACCGCCCCCUUCCGCUUCUCCGACCCCCGCCCCCGCCCCCGCGCCAACGGACGUCUAGGGUUUCUCAGGAAAAGAAAGGCGCGGGGAAAUGGUGGUGGGCAGAGCAGCGGGCGGAGCAACGGGGGGCGGGAAGAAGAAGGACAAGUUCGCUGGUGGCGGUGCGUCCUCUUCUCUAACCCGGGAGGAGCGAGAAGACAUGCUAGAUGCUUUAAUUGAGAAGGAAGUUCAGAAGAGGAUGAACAAAUUUAAGGGGAAGAGUCGGGACAAGUUUGAGCUCUCGGUAGAAGAUGCAGGGCUGCGAUUGAAGAUUGCCAAAGAGGAGCAGACAUCACUUUCGACCUUACCCAGAUUUGAGCUUGACAUCGACUGUGAUAUUUUGGAGUACAUUAAUCUUCUGAAAGAUAGAAUGUUUCAUCACUGAACACGUGGGUCGUAUUGCUUUGGCGGUGGAGUCGUGGCCACCCCACCAAUGGGCGAUGAUGAGACAUUCAACAUGAUUGAAUUCAUGAAGACAACCCAACGAGGCUCUAAGCGUUCUGUUAUGCAGUGCAUUUUUUGUGAUAAUGAUCUUUACUAUCAAUUGUUUAGAGCAACUCCUGAGAAGGACGAAGACAGGUAUACUAAGGGGAACUUUUACAGACUUGGUGGUGCUAAAAGGGUAUUCCCGGAGAGCUUAUUUGGAGAGCUUAAAGAUCUUGAAGGAGCCCCUGAGUCCUAUCAUGAUGUUGAGCAGAUUGCGGUGUACGCAAAUGUAUUCAGGAAGAUGGUUGAGAAAGUCAAGAAGCUCAAAAAAGAAACGGCUAAGAAGUUUGAUCCUGAUCGUUUGCCCCUUGUGCAGCUUCCAAUCGUUGCUGUAUGCGAGUCUGAAAGGUUUCCAGCAGUACUAAGGUUCACGACUGGUAACUUUUACAGCUCAACACCGCAGCACGUAACUAGCACGCUUCGGGAACUUGUACAUAACUGGGGGAGGUUGUCCAAGUUGGCUUUCUUGAUGAUUCUGGCUGUCAUUGAGUUUGACGUGGGAUGCUACGAUUGCAGAAAGAGCUUCAACGAAGCUAGAGCUAAUUUGCACAACACCGUGAGGGCGGUAUCUACACUUGAACUUGACUUCAGAGGUCCUGAUGGGCAUUUCAGCCUGAAAAAGCUGCUGGGCGUGGGCGGCUGUGUUCAUGUCCUCAAGUUUGAGUUUGAUGAUGUGAUCCGUAUUAUCAUGAGGGCCAGACAUGAUGCACGAGGUGCAAUCAGAGAGAUUCGAGCAAAACUGGAUAUCUCUACAGCUGGAGCUGAUGUGGAGCUUGCUGGAGCUGAUGCCAAGAAGGUGAUAUCUUCACAUGAGCGAAAAGAAGCUCAGACCAGGGAGCUUGCUGGAGUUCGUGCUGAAGCUGAUGCUGCUGCUAGAGCUGAUGUGAAGAAGACGCAAGCGAAGGUGUCAGUCUUGACCAGGGAGCUUGCUGGAGUUCGUGCUGAAGCUGAUGAUGCUGCUAGAGCUGAUGUGAAGAAGACGCAAGCGAAGGUGUCAGUCUUGACACCUUCAGAUGGAGCUGAUGUGAAUGAGUUGCAAACGAAGGUGCCAGUCCCGACAACAUCGCGAUCUUUGGUUGAGCUUGCUGGAGCUGAUGCCAAGAAGGUGAUAUCUUCGCAUGAGCGAAAAGAAGCUCAGACCAGGGCGGUGCCACCUGAUGAAGUUGAGUGGGCAAGGUGGCAGAAGUGUAGGCGUGCAGGUCUAAAGGUCAUGGACCUACUCAUGGAAUGAAGAUGUCUGUUCUUCAUGUGCUAACCUGUCCGCUAAGAUGCUGUUUUCGCGUUGGUGAUUUCAGAACUUCUCCACUGAAGGUGAUGGAUGUAAAGUUGUGCAAUGGCCGAUGGCUGAUAUGUGUAAUUGUCCAUUCUCUCGGGUUUAGAAUAGUCAAUUGACUUGAGUAUGUGGUGUGCAGUUCUUGAUGCUGCUUGAUGUUAAUGCAUACCGGUGAUUUUCCACUUGCACACUGAAAUUUUCAGCUAUGAUUCACCAACCUUUGUACAUGUAUAUGCAGCUGAGAAACUUAAUUUGAGAAUGUAUUCUUGAUGCUUA